Molecule: messenger RNA, 1257 nt
Organism: Diutina rugosa
Lineage: Eukaryota; Fungi; Ascomycota; Pichiomycetes; Serinales; Debaryomycetaceae
Gene: LTV1
Product: Ltv1p
Exons: 1
Coding region: 1-1257 (418 amino acids)
Biological process (GO): ribosomal small subunit export from nucleus; ribosomal small subunit biogenesis
Cellular component (GO): cytosol; preribosome, small subunit precursor; nucleus
Source: RefSeq, a predicted model, not a curated record
AUGCCUCGGAAAUUCGAUAAGAAGAACGCUAAGACGUUCGAACUUGUCCAUCGUUCUCAUGAUGAUGCUCAUUUCUUUGAUGACGAUGUGACCUCACACGUGCUCGUGGAAAAGCCUCUGCGCAAACCCAAGGUGGGGCCUGAAGCCAUCGUCACAAAACGAGAUUUGGAAAGCCAACUUGAGGGUCAACUUCGAGGCAAUGAAGGGCAAGCCGCUCAAUAUGGGAUUUUCUAUGACGACUCAAAGUAUGAUUACAUGCAACAUUUGAAACCCAUCGGGGAGGGUGAUCUCUUCAUUGAGAAUAAGCCAUCGACUGAGAAAUCCAAAUUGAAGAUUGAGGACUUGUUCGACAAGACGCAAUUGCCAGAUGAAAAGGUACGUUCACGUGGGUUUCAACCUCGUAAUGAUAUUUACGAAGACAUUCCCCAAGAACUCAAAGGCUUCCAACCCGACAUGGAUCCUAGAUUGCGCGAGGUUUUGGAAGCCCUCGAGGAUGAAGCAUAUGUUGAAGAGGAAAGUAAUGCUUUGUUCGACGAUUUGUUAAAGUCGGGUAAGGUUGAAGACGAUGACUACGAUGAGUGGGACGAUGAAGAUGAGUUUGAUUACGAAGCAGAUGAAUACGAUUUCGACGCCAAGUAUCAUCAAGAAAUCGAGCAGUUCGAUAACCCAUACAAUGAAGGGGAAGCCCCCGAAGAUUUCGAUCCAGAAUUGAUGCCUAGUAAUACCGUUGGUGGAACUAAUGAUUGGCAACGCGACUUUGCCGAAUUCAAGAGGUCCACAAAACAACAUAAUGACUGGGAUUCUGAUGACGAUUUUGACGAAGAGGAGGAAAACGAGAAUGAUGCCGUCGGUGAACUUCCUACUAUACCCAACAAAAAAGUCAACAAAACCAAGCUUCGCAAAAAGAAAGGUGCAAUGACCGAUACAUCACUGUUUUCGAUGCUGUCACUGGCACUUUUCCGAACCGAAGGUUUGGCACUUUUAGAUGACCGUUUUGAGAAGAUUAAUAAGGACUAUGAAAAUGAGAACGAGGAGGAAGAGUAUAAAGAAUUCAACAUGGACAAUGAGCGCGGUGACCUAGAGGAAAUGCUUGACGACUUUUUGGAUAACUAUGAAUUAGAAGGCGGUGGUCGUCGUUUGGUGAAAAAGGAUGAAGAGUUGACUAAAAUUAAGCAAGCCGCUCAACUGGCACUGCGGAGCAAUAAAAAACGAACUGGGGUAAAUGAUGCAUUUUCUAAAUUGAGUUUAAAGGAUUAA